Molecule: messenger RNA, 1367 nt
Organism: Saitoella complicata NRRL Y-17804
Lineage: Eukaryota; Fungi; Ascomycota; Saitoellomycetes; Saitoellales; Saitoellaceae
Product: ATPase, V1 complex, subunit H
Exons: 3
Coding region: 42-1367 (441 amino acids)
Biological process (GO): proton transmembrane transport
Cellular component (GO): fungal-type vacuole membrane; vacuolar proton-transporting V-type ATPase, V1 domain
Molecular function (GO): proton-transporting ATPase activity, rotational mechanism
Source: RefSeq, a predicted model, not a curated record
CUCCAAAGCUCACCGCCCAAGAUAUCUGGAGCCCCAUCACAAUGGACGACGUCUCCCUCCUCGCCCAAAACCCGCACCUAGAAUCCCUCUCAACCAACAUCCGCGCUCGCCCAAUCCCCUGGGACGGCUACCAACGCGCCGGUCUCGUCUCCGAGCACGAAGUAAAAUCCAUCAAAGCCGUCUCCUCCCAAUCGACCACCAAGCGUCAAGGCGUCUUCUCCAAGGAAGGAAAACAAUAUGCGGAACUCGUGAUGGAACUUUUGGGGAAAGCGAAGAGAGCGGAUAUAUUGCAGUAUGUGCUCGUGCUUGCGGGGGAUUUCAUUGUGGAGGUUAAGGGGUGGAGUAUGGAUUUGUUUUUGUUGAGGGGGGAGAGUGGGGAGUUGCCGUAUGGGCCUAUUGUGAAACAACUCUCGAGCGAGGACGAAGCAAUUCGUCUCUUGGCAGCUCGCUUCCUCACCUCUCUCCUAUCGCUCGACCCCAACCCACCCAGAGAGGUCGUCGAAUCAUACCUCACAUUCUCCACAACCCACCUCCUCUCCUCCCCAUCCCCCGCCCUCCAAGACUUCUGUCUCGCAUCCUACACCGCACUCCUCCGACACUCACCCUCCCGCCCCACCUUCUGGUCCAACACCUCCGUAAUGUCCGGCACCAUCGACAUCCUGAAAAAGAACGAGGGUGGGUUACAGGUUCAGUAUUGGGGCUUGGUGUGUCUGUGGUUGUUGAGUUUCGAGGUGGAUGUUGCGAGGGGGUUGAAUAAGAAGUACGAUGUUGUGCCGCUUUUGGCGGAUAUUGCGAGGACGGCGAUUAAGGAGAAGAUUGUCAGGAUGGUUUUCGCUGUUUUUAGGAACCUGGUUAAACUUGCACCAUCGCAGACUCUCCCAGCAAUGCUCGUCGCUCGACUUCUUCCUCUGACUACAUCCCUUUCGCAAAAGAAGUGGUCCGAUCCCGAGAUCACCGACGACCUCACCUUCCUCAAAGAACAGCUCGAGUCUAACUUUGCUGAACUGACAACCUAUGACGAAUACGCCUCCGAAAUCGAGAGCGGGCAUCUCUCGUGGACCCCACCCCACAGAUCUACUCAAUUCUGGAAACAAAACGCUCGACGCAUCUACGAAGAAAACAACGGCGCUCUACUCCGUAUCUUGGCACGCACCCUACAGAUCGCCACGGAACCAGUAGUGGUAGCCGUCGCGUGUAACGAUGUCAAGGAGUUCUUGAGAGAGGUUCCAGACGGAAGAAAGGUGCUACAGGAGCUGGGAACGAAGCAUAGGGUGAUGGAGUUGAUGCAGCAUCCCGAGGCGGAGGUUAGAUUUGAAGCGUUGGGCGCGACACAGGUGUUUAUGAGUCACAGUUGGCGAGAUGUUUAG